Messenger RNA from Pocillopora damicornis (cauliflower coral), 1919 nucleotides. Its product is annotated as tumor protein p53-inducible protein 11. Lineage: Eukaryota; Metazoa; Cnidaria; Anthozoa; Scleractinia; Pocilloporidae. The record is from RefSeq and is a predicted model, not a curated record.
AUAUAAGAGGCUUGUUGUCGGACUGGUUUCGAGAGAUCAGUGACAGUGACCACAAUAUUGGAAGCUGAAAUGGAGGCCGUUCUCAGCUAGUUGUUUUUAUUUGACACCUUUAAAGCGGUGGAAUCGAGCACGACUUAAAGAAAAUAUUACAAAACAAUCGAAUGACGAACAAUUUGCCAAAAUCAUCGGCAAUAAAUGCAAAUCCCCAAAAUGAAACCAAGUGAUAUGUCAGCCAGGUCUUGUUUUGAAUAUAUUAGCAAUUUUCAACACAAACCUUGAAAAGUAAAUCAAGGAAUCCACAGAAUUAUACAGAAACCUACAUAAUGUAUUUCGUUCGAGGUUAAGAAAGGCGCUCAAUUUAUUACGCUACUCCCGCGAUGUCAAAAUUGCUUUUUUGCCUUAUUGUGGCAAAACUAGAUUACGAGGAAGUGUUUUGAAUCCAUCCAUAUUUGUUGAACAAAUUUGUAAUAUGUUCCGCUUUCGGAGGAGCAUGCUCUACCAUGGAACCUAAGGUGCAGCGAAUUUUAGCAGAUAACCCGGACAUUUUCAACUUAUUUACAAGCGAAAAUUUCCAUUUAACAUUACUUUUUCGUCUGUUAAGAGAUCUCAUAAAUGCUAGACAAAAAUAAGAAUAAAUACAAAUAAAAAAUUAAACAGAUUAUCCACGAGCUAUAUUUUUGCAAUAUUCAUUACCUGUUUAAGAGGCGUCGUGGGCAGGCAGUGGCCCAAAUUAUGGAGCUGCUAAGAUUUGAGAGCCAUUGUGAAAUUUUCUAUUUCGGCUUUUUUCAGCGGCACAGACACUAUUUCUUAAAAAUCCCAUACGCUGUGUUCUAAAACUAGAUUACCAUUUCACUCAGCUGCAGAUUUUAUUUCAUCAAUGGAAAUUGCGAACGGUCCCUUAUCGUCGAAAGCACAAGAUAUGAAUAAUUUAGUCAGUAAACAUGACAAUAUUUCCUCCCCUUCCCUCCCCUCCCUUCUGAUUGUCGAUGUCGGUGUCAAGUUUCCUUGGAGUUGCUAGUCAGAACAUUUUCGUCUGAGGUGAAACGGAAACUGGCGGUGUAGCUCUUUUUUGACCUUGACGAUGUCCUCGGAUAACAAAAGACCGCCUCUGGUCAAGACAGAGAAGCGCAGUUUUGACGAUGCACAGAGUCGCUUAAAAUGCAGGAAGCUUCUUGGAAUCGGAGGGAAGGAACCGAGUAAGGUUCUUCAAGUCCUUGGCAGCCAUGAGUCAUACUUCAUAAGUAUACCGAGAGGAUACGAAACAUGGCAAGUGGUGGUACCAGUCUUCCUCUCUGUAGUAUCAAUUAUGUUGAUGAUAUUUCCAAGCUAUUGUUUACGUGCUCUGGGCGAUAGUAAAGAAUCUACUAGUUUCGCCGGUGCUCUAAGUUGUCGACUGCUGGCAAGUGCUUUGAUAGGGAUCGCUGGUAUAUCAUGGGGAACAAAGCCUAUAACUAUAUCUUCCAUAAAGCGUAUUUUAUUACUCCACUCUACGUACUGCGGGGCAGCAACGUUGUUUUUGGCCGUGGCAUGCAUCUCUCUCCGCACCAGAUUCCUCAUCGCGUUGACCGCUAUCCACGCCAUCGUUGCUGCGGUCAGUUUAUUCUACUUUGUAGCCGUGCGCAAGUUAAACAAACCCACUCCAGAGAAGCCCAAUGCUAAGAACGGCUUCGAUGAGAAUCACAUCAACUGAUGUUUGUCUGCAUUGACGUGGAGUUUACAACCCUUCUGUGGAAGGUAGCAUGCUGUCUACAUUGCGCUGGUUGUCUCUUAAAGAGCCAUCCCAUACCGGCAGAACAGUGCCUUCUUUUGACGAAGCCACGCGUUUUAUUGAUGAAAUAAUCUCUCGUGCCAGAUGGGUAAACUUAAGACAAACGGUAAUGUUCCCUAAUAAAGACAAGAGUCGUUGAAGGCUUGUUAUA